UCCCAAUUCGGUCUUCUAAUUUUCUGUUCCAUACUUGGAAAGAUUACAGGCAUGUGGUAAGAUUUGGCCUUGGUUACUGAAGGCAUCCAAACCUGCGUGGUGAUGGCUUCCAGAUUUCAGCACACAGUGAAUCUUCACAUUAUAAUUUUCCUACAGAUAGUUCAUUUGAUUAAAGGUCAGUUAAGAAUUAUACCUCCUUACGAUCCUGUGCUUGGAGUUGUUGGAAUGGGAGUCACCCUGCCCUGCCAGCUGGAAGCUAAGACAAUCUCAGAGGGAGUACUUGUUCAGUGGACAGUAAUUGGAAAUCCCGUAAACUAUGAAGUGACUACCUAUGAUGGAAGAAAUGCACAGAAUCCAGUAAAGGAGAAUAAGGCAUACCUGGGCCGUACAAAUUUUUUUCUGAGUGAAGUUACUAAGGGGAACUUAUCCCUUCACCUGAAAAAUGUCAUGGUCUCCGACAAAGGGAAAUAUAUCUGCAGUGUCUCUUUGGAGAACUGGUACGAUGAAGUGGUGGUUGACCUGAAUGUGGCAGCUCAAGGUAAGGACUCUGCAGUUCAUAUGGAUGGCCACGUGGAUCAGGGCAUUGGAGUCACCUGCAAGUCCCAGGGAUGGUUUCCACAGCCUGAGGUAAUUUGGCUGGACAGCAAAGGACAGACAAGGAAGGAGAAAGUGGUCACACAAAGACUGCAGACUUCUUCAGGCCUUUUUGACGUUGUCAGUUCCAUGGCCCUAGAACCAGGAACUGACAUGGAAGUCUCCUGCAGAAUAGUCAAUGAUAUCCUCAACACAGCACGUGAAUCGCGAGUCCUGGUUUCAGAGGUCUUCUUUCCAUCCACUUCACCUUGGAUGACCGCAUUCCUUGUGAUUAUAUUUUGUGCUGUGGCUGUUAUCGCUGCUGCAGGCUAUAAGCUGAAGAUUCAUUAUGCAAGAAAACAAAAAGAAGAAACAACGAUGGACGAGCUCAAAAAGAACAAAGAGGAUUUGGAGAAAGACUUAGACUCAGAGAAGAGGACACGUGAUGCAGGAUACUCUGCAACGAAACAUUGGCUUGACAUACUAGAAUGUGAAUUGGAUUUCUGGAAAGCUCAGGACAAAGCAGUUCCCUUUACGGUGAAUUCUGAAUGCCAACUCCUCAAGAUCCAAGUGCCAGGGGCUCCAGAUGUUGAAAGCAAUGCAACUGAACCUGCUGACCUGAGCAGCCCCUUCACAAUCCCUGUCCUGGUGGCAAAGGAAGGGUUUGCAUCUGGGAAACACUACUGGGAAGUGGAUGUGGGCCAGCAGCAGGACUGGGUGCUGGGGGUCAUGAGGCACAAAGGGAAACAAGAGGAGCAAGGGAUACUUGCAAGAGGGGACUUCUGGGCUCUGCAGAAAACCAGGGGAGAGGUUUUCUCUAUCAAAGGAAACAACAGGCCAGAGAAGAAGGAAAUGAAUGACGCAAUGAUUGGUGUGCUUCUGGAUUUGGAGGAAGCACAAGUCUACUUUUACGAUGCAAAGAAGAGAAGCAAAGCAUUGAGAAUAUCUAUAAGCCUUGGAAAGGAAUCUGCAGAAGUGUUUCACCCUUUUCUAUCGAAAGGGGAAUUGAGAUUCAUGCCUGUUUGUCAUCAAAAUAUUCCCGUUCCACUAACGAAUCCAUAAAUUGCUCAGAGAAUUGUCUAGGGAAGGACAGUUCAGUCAAAGGUAAAAGGGAGAAAUCACGAACAAACGUCAGCAUAAUGUAAAACAAAAUGAGAAAGAAAGACGUAGAUAAGAAAGGCACAAAAUUCUAGAGAGGACAAAAGAACCAGUUAGGAUUAUUAGGUUGGAGCCAUAUUCAGAAAACCCUGGUUAGUUGAUUGAGUUCUUGUUAUUGAGUAAGAAAGUCUCAAGUUUACAAAACAUAUUCAGUUCCCAGAAGUGACAGCUGUAAUUUAGGAGGUGCUAUAUAACCUGUCUUUCCAUCACUUUGCUGCGGGAGGAGUUGCAUCCAUGCUCAUUUCCAAUUUGCGUUUAAGUUUGUUGGAAUCCAUUUAAUUAGGCAAGCCCAAUUCCACUAUAUUUGUAUCAAGAAACUAAAUAAAUGUUAUCUGAUGGAAAAAAAAA
Messenger RNA from Centrocercus urophasianus (Greater sage-grouse), 2079 nucleotides. RefSeq names its product butyrophilin subfamily 3 member A2-like. The transcript has 12 exons. NCBI's taxonomy places the organism in Eukaryota, Metazoa, Chordata, Aves, Galliformes, Phasianidae. Bases 103 to 1635 code for a protein of 510 amino acids. Gene Ontology annotation, molecular function: protein binding. The record is from RefSeq and is a predicted model, not a curated record.